Molecule: messenger RNA, 1684 nt
Organism: Hirundo rustica (Barn swallow)
Lineage: Eukaryota; Metazoa; Chordata; Aves; Passeriformes; Hirundinidae
Gene: MACROD2
Product: mono-ADP ribosylhydrolase 2
Exons: 16
Coding region: 166-1476 (436 amino acids)
Biological process (GO): purine nucleoside metabolic process; peptidyl-glutamate ADP-deribosylation; DNA damage response
Cellular component (GO): nucleoplasm
Molecular function (GO): ADP-ribosylglutamate-[protein] hydrolase activity
Source: RefSeq, a predicted model, not a curated record
CCGUGCGGCGGGCGCGGAGCCGGAGCCGGACCCGGCGGGAUCAGCGGUACCAGCGGCGGCGCGGGGCGUCGGUAGCGCUCGGCUCUGGCUCUGGCGCGGCGUCUCCUCCACCCCCUCGUGAGCCUGGGGAACCUGCAGCUCAAAGCCGCCGCCAGCCACACCACCAUGUACCCCGGCAACAAGCGGAAAAAGCUGUGGCGGGAGGAGAAAGAGCGCUUGCUGAAGAUGACCUUGGAAGAAAGACGCAAAGAGUACUUGGGGGAUUAUGUUGCAUUGAAAACUAUUCCUACGUGGAUGGAAGACUUAAAAAGUAAGAGCGAAAGUGAUGGUGAAAACGCUAAAGAAGAUCUGCAGGGGAAGAAAAGCCUGAGUGAGAAAGUUUCCCUCUACAGAGGUGACAUUACGCUGCUUGAGGUUGAUGCCAUCGUUAAUGCUGCUAAUUCCAGCCUUCUUGGAGGUGGAGGAGUGGAUGGCUGCAUACACCGAGCUGCCGGGCCCUGCUUAGUUGCCGAGUGUCGUAACCUGAGCGGCUGUGAGACCGGACAGGCCAAAAUUACCUGUGGAUACGACCUACCUGCAAAAUAUGUGAUCCACACUGUUGGGCCGAUUGCAAGAGGCCAUCUCACCGAAACUCAUAAAGAAAACUUAGAAAGUUGCUAUAAGUCUUCUCUGAAACUGGCAAAAGAACACAACAUCAGAUCAAUCGCAUUUCCCUGCAUUUCAACUGGAAUUUAUGGUUUUCCAAAUGAGCCUGCUGCUGUCAUCGCCCUUAACACUAUUAAGGAAUGGUUAAGCAAGAAUCACAAUGAGGUGGAUCGUAUCAUCUUCUGCGUCUUUUUGGAGGUUGACUACAAAAUUUUCAAGAAGAAAAUGGGCGAGUUUUUCCCACUAGAUUAUGCUAAUAAAGAAGGGGCUCAGCUGAGUGAAGAGACAGAAGGCCAGCCUCCAUCUCCCACAAAGAGCGAAGAAGAGCAGCCUGAGGACCUGCAGGAUGAUGCCGAAGGUGGUAAUGGUGCAGUGGAUAAGCGAAACACUGAUGAAAGCAAGACCCAGAGCCAAGAAGCAGGUGAAACAAAACCUUCAGCUGUAGCCAGCCUAUCAUCAGAAGACAUGGAGCUGAGUGAGAAUAAAGAUUCCCCAAAAGACUCCAAAGGCACUCAGAAGGGUGAUUCGGUGCAUCCUGUGGUGUGUGAACAAGACCAAGACAAAGCAGGACAACAGGAUGUUUCUGCAAGUGAGGAGGUAAAAACUGGGUCAGAUUCCCAAGGCUCCUGCAUGGAAAUAGAAGAUCCACUGUUGAACCAAGAAGACACAACAGAAGCUGAGAUACCUUUGAUUCGUGGUGCAGAGGAAAAGGAAGAGGCAAAAGAAGAAGAAGAGGGAGGUGAACCUAUUAUAAAACAGAUGGAGACAGAGAAUGCUGCAGGACUGAUGUUAUCCUUUUCUGUUGUGAGGAAACAUGGAAAGGGCACAUAAAAGUGCUUUUCUUCCUAAGGAAAAAACUUCUGUUGUCUUAUCUUUGAGUGUAGUUUUGAUGUAUUGGACUUGGAUUUGUAUAAGAAGCUAAGUGCAAAAAAGUGCCCACUCAGGUUCAAAAGCGGCAUUUUUAAAUACUCUUCUCGUGUUUGGUUUUUUGCAUUUGAGUGCAUAAUGCUGAUUAAACAACCAAUUUAUGUCUAUAUAA